Messenger RNA from Seriola aureovittata, 1997 nucleotides. RefSeq names its product GRB2-related adaptor protein 2-like. The record is from RefSeq and is a predicted model, not a curated record. Gene Ontology annotation, molecular function: protein binding. The transcript is spliced from 7 exons. The coding region runs from base 719 to 1510 and encodes 263 amino acids. NCBI's taxonomy places the organism in Eukaryota, Metazoa, Chordata, Actinopteri, Carangiformes, Carangidae.
GUCCUUUUUUUUUUUAAAAUGCAUUUCAACUUUCUUUGAGAGGUUUGGAAAAAGCUAGUAUUUUGUCUUGAUACAUUAAAAAAUAUACAGUUGCCAGUUAUUCAGUUAAAUAUUGAUUUACAUUCAUACAGUAAUUUCUUCCAUCCAUGCAGUGCAUGUAAGUUCUAAUCUUUUUUGUGCAUCUUUACACCUCUACAUUUGUGUGUGCUCAUGUGACAGUGCAACAGGUCAGCAGUGACAGUGUUUCAGUAGCAGCUGCAGUCUGACUGUGCUUCCUGUGAGUUGGCAGCAGGAGUUUGCUACUUCUCCUUGUAAACCCUACGAUCUCUGCACUGCAAGGACAACACACACGGUGAGUAACACAAUGUUUCUUUCUCUUUUCAAUGAGGCACAGACGGCAACAGUUUGUCAUUUUGAAUUAUGGUUUGUUGGCCCGCUGCUUUCUGAGCUGUCAAAACGAACUUUCUUCCUACUGCAGACAGCACCUUACCUGCCAACAGAGUCCAGGUGAAGCUGGUGAUAGCUUAUUGAUUUCUUCUGUCAAAUCAAUUUCUGUCAUGUGUACAAAAGAAAAAUGAUGAGAGGACAGGUUAAAUCACUAUGUUUGUGGUGUUUUUGGCCUCCAAAUAACAGGAAUAUGUGUUUCUGUGGGUAAGACAGACAAGAGAAAAUACUUGUUACACCAGUGUUAAAUGUGCUGUUUUUAUAGCUUCCCAAAAUGCAUGUAGACAUCUUGGUUAAACCUGGGUGUGUUAUGUCCUUUACUAUGGAGGCUGCAGCCAAGUACGACUUUGAAGCUACAGCUGAUGAUGAACUCAGCUUCAGAAAGGGAGAGAAAUUGAAGAUUCUGCAGACCACUGGGAACUGGUACAAAGCAGAGCUGAAUGGAGCUGAGGGGUUUGUACCCAAAAACUUCAUCAGCAUUCACCUGCCCAGCUGGUACCAGGAAGAUGCCAGUCGCAGUGACGCAGAGGAGAAGCUGAUGUCACAACCUGUGGGGGCCUUUCUGAUACGAGGCAGCCAAAGUGCAGCCCUGGGUGACUUCUCUAUCUCUGUCAGACAUGCAACAGAUGUACAGCACUUCAAGGUGCUGCAGGAUGGGAGAGGGCAGUAUAAGCUGUGGUCAGAAAAGUUCCCUUCUCUCAACCAGCUGGUGGAAUUUUAUAAAAAAAACACUGUCUCUAAACACACUCAGAUAUUUCUACAGGAGACACAACAACAGAGAGGAACUUCAGACAAUCUCCCACCUCUCCCUGCUUCUCUCCAUACUCCUCCAGUGCUCGACCGCCCAUGUGAACCUGCACCACGACAGGUAUUUAAUACGCACAAAGCUUCCUCCACCAGGAAGGUCAAAGCUCUGUACAGUUUCCAUGCUGAAGACACAGAUGAGCUGGAGUUCAGCGUCGGCGAUAUCAUCGAGGUCCUGGAGUGCUCUGACCAGGCCUGGUGGAGAGGCCAGCUGAGGGGCAGGACAGGCCUGUUCCCCUCCAACUACACCAGCCCCAUCUGAGAGGAGCACACAAAUAAAGACAAACAGGUGUAAUAUUACAGUAAUGUUUUAUUCCAAUUAAUGCCUUAUGCUAACAGUCUCAACUUAACCCUGAACCUGCAUGAAGUCUUCAAUAGAAUAGAAAAAUAUAAAACUGGUUGUUUGUCAAACUGCUUUCAAAGAUUUAACACAUGAAGUUUAUAUAUUGGAUUCAAUAUUUUAUAUAUUUAUAACAUACAGCAAUCCUAAACAUUAUGAAUUUGAUUCCAAUAAAUCUGGAAAAAGUGACAUCUGCUUUUACAAAGUGACUGAUAAUACAAAAUAAUCAAACCAAUGCCAUGGUCAUGUACUGUGUCAGUUAUACUGUAACACUGCUGUCCUUUAUUCCACUGAAUUUGGUCUGAGUAUUUGACAUAAACUGUAACCUGCAAUAUAAAAGAUAUGAAUAUGUCACAACAGUAAUGUAUUUAUUUUUGAAAAUGCUUUAUUUUUUAAUAAAAAACAUUGA